Molecule: messenger RNA, 654 nt
Organism: Zasmidium cellare ATCC 36951
Lineage: Eukaryota; Fungi; Ascomycota; Dothideomycetes; Mycosphaerellales; Mycosphaerellaceae
Exons: 3
Coding region: 1-654 (217 amino acids)
Biological process (GO): tRNA wobble adenosine to inosine editing
Cellular component (GO): nucleus; cytoplasm
Molecular function (GO): zinc ion binding; tRNA-specific adenosine-34 deaminase activity
Source: RefSeq, a predicted model, not a curated record
AUGGUCUUCGGCCCCAUCCCCAACCGCGACUACCACGAACGCUUCAUGCGCAAAGCCAUCGAAAUGGCCGAGUUCGCCCUCGCCUCCGACGAAACCCCCGUCGGCUGCGUCUUCGUGCACAACGGCGAAGUCAUAGGCCGUGGAAUCAAUGGCACGAAUGCAUCGCUGAAUGGCACCCGGCACGCAGAAUUCGUCGCCCUCGCCGAAAUCAUCGCGCACCACCCACAAUCCAUCAUCCGCGAGACGGACCUGUACGUCACCGUCGAGCCAUGUAUCAUGUGCGCGUCGGCGCUGCGACAGUACGGGAUCCGGGCCGUGUACUUUGGGUGUCUGAACGACCGCUUCGGCGGGUGCGGCGGCGUCAUGAACAUCCAUGCGGAUCCGGGUGUCGAUGGGAGUUAUCCGGUGUAUGGGGGCUUGUUUCGCGAGGAGGCGAUUAUGUUGUUGAGGCGGUUUUAUGUGCAGGAGAAUGAGAAGGCGCCUGAUCCGAAGCCGAAGAAGAAUCGCGAGCUCAAGACGGAGAUUUUGCCGGUUACUGUCACGCCUGUGCCGGUGUCGCAGAAUGCUACCCCUAUCGAUACGCCGCCGGCGGGCACUCCUGCUGUCGUCGCCACGCCGGUGUUGGGAGCGCAGGAGGUGAAGGUCGCGAAGUGA